This is a messenger RNA of Ipomoea triloba (trilobed morning glory), 2164 nucleotides long. RefSeq names its product probable indole-3-acetic acid-amido synthetase GH3.1. Gene Ontology annotation, molecular function: acid-amino acid ligase activity. The record is from RefSeq and is a predicted model, not a curated record. Gene Ontology annotation, cellular component: cytoplasm. The transcript has 3 exons. The coding region runs from base 108 to 1904 and encodes 598 amino acids. NCBI's taxonomy places the organism in Eukaryota, Viridiplantae, Streptophyta, Magnoliopsida, Solanales, Convolvulaceae.
UAUUUCAUUUCUCCUCAGCAGCCCAUACUCAAACGCAAAACUUUCUCCCCCUCGCCUCUCUCUUAAAUUAAAAAAAACUGUAAUAUUAUAUAUAUAUAACUCCAUAAAUGGCGGUUGACUCCGUUUUAACGUCGCCGUUAGGUCCUCCGGCCUGCGAGAAAGACGCCAAGGCACUUCAGUUCAUCGAAGAUAUGACCCGAAAUGCCGAUUCCGUUCAAGAGAGAGUGUGCGCCGAGAUUCUUUCCAGGAAUUCACAGACGGAAUACCUUCAACGUUUCGGACUUAACGGCGCCACUGACCGGGAAACGUUUAAGGCCAAAGUUCCGGUUGUAACCUACGAGGAUCUCCAGCCGGAGAUCCAACGGAUCGCUAACGGCGACCGCUCUCCUAUUCUGUCUUCUCACCCCAUCUCCGAGUUCCUCACCAGCUCUGGAACGUCAGCUGGCGAGAGAAAAUUGAUGCCUACUAUCAAAGAGGAGUUGGAUCGUCGUCAACUUCUUUACAGCCUUCUCAUGCCUGUGAUGAACCUUUAUGUGCCUGGUUUAAACAAAGGAAAGGGGUUGUACUUCAUGUUUGUGAAGUCUGAGACGAAGACGCCCGGAGGGCUUGUGGCCCGGCCCGUUCUUACCAGCUACUACAAGAGUGAGCACUUCAAGACCCGGCCUUACGACCCGUAUAACGUGUACACCAGCCCGAAUGAAGCCAUACUUUGCCCGGACUCUUUCCAGAGUAUGUACACGCAAAUGCUUUGCGGGCUCUACGAGCGGGAGCAAGUGCUGCGACUUGGCGCGAUUUUUGCGUCGGGUCUUCUCCGGGCCAUCAGGUUCCUCCAGCUACACUGGGCGCAGCUGAGUAAUGAUAUCCGGACUGGAACUCUGAGCCCGCACGUGACCGACCAGGCAAUCUGUGAGUGCAUGACCCGGGUCAUGAGGCCCGACCCGGAGUUGGCGGAGUUUAUAGUCCGGGAAUGUUCCAAGGAGAACUGGGAGGGAAUUAUCACGAGAAUUUGGCCGGGGACAAAGUAUCUGGACGUGAUCGUGACCGGAGCUAUGGCGCAGUAUAUUCCGACGCUGGAUUAUUACAGCGGCGGGUUGCCGAUGGCAUGCACUAUGUACGCCUCGUCGGAGUGUUAUUUCGGCCUGAAUCUCAACCCCAUGUGUAAGCCUUCAGAAGUGUCGUACACAAUCAUGCCAAAUAUGGGCUACUUCGAGUUCCUCCCACACGACCAAAACUCAGACGGGUUCACCCGUGACUCGCCGCCCCGACUCGUUGACCUCGUGGACGUCGAGGUCGGAAAAGAAUACGAACUUGUAAUCACAACUUACGCGGGCCUGUGCCGCUACCGAGUCGGCGACAUCCUCCGAGUCACCGGGUUCCACAACUCGGCCCCGCAGUUUCACUUCGUGAGGCGAAAGAACGUCCUGCUCAGCAUCGACUCGGAUAAAACCGACGAGGCCGAGCUGCAGGGCGCCGUGGAGAGCGCGUCGAAGCUCCUAACCGAGUUCAACACGAGCGUGGUUGAGUACACGAGUUAUGCCGAUGCGAAUACCAUCCCGGGGCAUUACGUCAUAUAUUGGGAGCUGUUAAUGAAGGACCCAGCCCACUCGCCCAGCAAGGAGGUGUUGGAUCAGUGCUGUUUAGCCAUGGAAGACUCGCUCAACUCGGUGUACCGACAGGGCCGAGUCGAGUGCAACUCAAUCGGGCCCCUGGAAAUCCGAGUCGUGAAAAGCGGCACGUUCGAAGAGCUGAUGGACUACGCGAUCUCCCGAGGCGCGUCGAUUAAUCAAUACAAGGUUCCCAGAUGUGUUAGCUUCGCACCCAUCAUGGAACUCCUCGACUCACGAGUGGUUUCGUCGCACUUCAGCCCCUCUCUGCCACGUUGGACUCCUGAAAGGAAAUGUUGACCCGACCUAGUCAACCCGAAGUCAUUUAGGCCCUCUCAGUUUUUUUCUUUUAUUUUCUUUUUUUAUUUUUUAUUUUCUAUGUCACCUUUUGUGAUUAGAUUUUUGAUUGUAUCUAGAUUAGGACGUUUGGGAAGAAUUAGGUUCUGCUGUCUCAUGAAUGCUUUAACAUGUGAAAAGGAUGUAAUAUCCCAUGCUUGUUCAAAUCAACUGUUUCUUUCGUCCAAGCAACUAAUGCAUUAUGGCACUAUUGACUAAGAUAA